GUAGAUGUAGACAGAGGCAGAAAAUCCCUCCAACGCAAACACACACUCACUCAUUCAGGGUCAACCAGUAUCGCUCUCGCUCGCUUCCGACAGCAACAGAAACCCACACUGACACUGAUCAAACACUCUCCACCGCUUUCUCCAGCAACCAUCCCCUGGGAUUGCUGUCCUCAAUAUGGCAAACAAGUCUGAUGUAAAGGCCAUGAAGGCUCGCUUCGAAGUGAGUGAGUCAAGCAAUGACGACACUUCACCGGCUGGACGUACUAAACAACCCCUGGGCCCCACUCUCUCCUCCGGGUCGACCACACUGACAAAGAAACCUCUCGGGCGAGAGAGCUUCUCGGGCAGCGCGAUUAUAAUUCCUCCUAAACCAGCUUUCCUUAAAAAUGCUGUAUCCCCAAGAAAUGACACAGUGGUCCAUGAGCCAAACAAAACUAUAGCCCCGACUAGCAGGUUUGCCAACACACAGGAUGACCUUAACGCCAGAAUCAAACCUUUUAUAGGUAAUAAACAGCAAAUACCCAUGAAGCCACAUCUGUCAAAGCCUCCUGAAGCUAAAGCCCCCAUACAGAAAACUCCUCUCAACAAGCCCCCCCUCAGCUCCACCCUGUCCGACGCCAAACCUAAACCACCUCCAACACUCACCUCCAAGCCCAGCUGGGUAAAACACAACACUGGGGGUGUGCCCUCCACAGCCAGCUCCGCACUCAAAAUACCACCUUUACAACAAAAAACGAGCAGCAGCCUUAUAAAACUAUGGCAGCAAAAUGAAGAUAAGGCAGGGGCAAACAUGGACACCGCGGACAAACCUUCACCUCAGACAAAGCCCCCGUCCAACUUUAGGGCUUCUCAGAAUGUGUCCAACAAGGAGAAGGACAACAGCGAGCAGCCAGAAAAUGGUGGAACCAGCAAAGCGCCAGGCUCUGCCGCUAACUCCGUACCUCCUGCCAAACCUCCAGCCGCUAAAAAGCCUAGCUUGAAGCGGUACACCAAGGACUCCCCUCAGCUUGGCACCGAUAACGGUGUUGCCAUUGGCCCCAAGCGUAACCCUCUACCCAACAGUUUAGCUUUGGGUACUGCUCCUGCUAAACCCAACCGACCCCCCAAAGUCAACCUGGAGAACUUCAAAAGAGGUGCUGUGGCCUCUGAGGAUGGUCCAGGCACCUUGGCGAAAUCCAUCAUCCCAGCUCCUCUUCCAAGUAACCACCGCAACCAUGUGAUCCCUCCUCCAGCAGCUCAGGCUGACUUCCCCAGUCUUCCCCCACGACACCCUGGAUCCAUGAUCGAACAAGAGGAAAUCUACGAUGAUCUUGAUGAAGUAAACAGCAAUCCUCCACCUCUACCACUACCCUCAGGUCACCCCAGUCAGUGGGCAAAGGAGGGACUUGAGGAUGAUGAUGACGGAGACACGUAUGAUGAUCUCGACGAACGAUGGGAGGAAGUUGAACAAAAACAAGAAAAGCAGAAAGAGAAAGAGGCAAAGGAGGUGAAAAAACGACAGGAGGCUGAGAAGAAGGAGCAGAAGGAACGGGAGAAGAAGGAACAAGAUGCUAGAAAGAAAUUCAAGUUGGUUGGGCCCCUGGAGGUCAUCCAGCAGGGUAAAGCUUGUGUGGACUGCAAAGGCAAUAAAACCGACCUUCUUCUGAAGCUGGGAGACAGUCUGGACAUCUUACGUGUCCAAGGAAACCCAGAGGGGAAAUGGUUGGGACGGACUCAGGAUGGAUCCAUCGGUUACGUAAAAACCGUCUCAGUGGAAAUUGAUUUCAACUCGCUGAAGAAUCGUUCAAGUCAGCAGGAGUCCGACCCUGAAGUCUACGAUGACAUUGAUGUGCUCUCCGCUGAUAACAGUGGCAUUAAGGGACCAGGAGUUGUCCUUCCGCCGCUGCCGGGAGAGGAAGGAGAAAUAUACGAUGAUGUUAGUGAUCCAAACCUGGAAGGCAGUCCCGUGGACUCCAGGGCUUCCUUCGUGAAGUCGCGCAGCUUCCUGCGGAUGUUUGAGCGGAACAAUCGUCUUGCCAGCACUAAAGUAGUACCUCCACCGAGCCAGUUCGCUGCACAGGGGAAUUCAGAUCAGGCAGAGGAUGAGGAAAUAUACGACGAUGUUGACUCUCAAAAUCAGCCUCCACCUCUGCCCAGCUUUCCAAACCUAAAAGGCAGAAGCAGGAAUGAAGAGAUGGACCCGAAGAAGCAGAAGAAGUUUGAGAAAGAGGAGAAGGAAUUCCGGAAAAAGUUUAAAUAUGAUGGCGAGAUCCAGGUGCUGCACCAGGUGACCAUCGUCCACACGCUGACCAAUAAGAGGUGGAAUGGGAAAGAGCUGCCAGUCAAAGCAGCCGAGCAACUUGACGUCAUUGUUGAAGCUGUGGACAACAAACUUAUCUGUCGGAAUGAAGAGGGCAAAUUUGGUUACGUUUCAACGGGCCACAUUGUUACAGACGAUGCUGAUAUCUACGAUGACAUCAGAGACGACUGUGUUUAUGACAACGACUGAGAAACAUCCUGCACUGGGUUGAAUGUUUAACACUGAUGUUUAUCACGUUAUUUAUUACGUUUUAUUGAUGAUACACUCUAGAAGUCCACCUGAGAAUCGGACUGAUUUGUCAUUUCAUUUUCAUGCCAUUAUUUAUUAUUAGAUAUUUGGCAUAUUGGACAUGUGGGCAGAAUUUGAAGAUUUGAAAUCCGGCUGGCAGUAAAGUCCUUUUGAACAAUUCAAUCCUUUUAAUUUUUAUUUCGAAAAAAAACAAAAAAAGCUUGAUGUUGAUAUGUUACUUGCAAUGUUUUGGGAAACCUUUGUUGAAUCAACAGUAUUUCCAUAUUUCUGUUUUUAUAUUGUACCUGUUUCUCCCCUCUCAUGUAUGCAUCUACUGUGUUGUUCAAUAAUAUCAUAAGAAUAGCAGCAUGUUUAAAUGAUAGUUGUAAAUAUUACUUCCUACUUUGUCAUAAAUUGCUGUACAUGAUAAAAUACUGAUCAUAACUCUGGUUUCUUUGUGUCGGGUUUUAAAAUGUAAAAUAAACUAUUUGAGUGUCAA
This is a messenger RNA of Hippoglossus stenolepis (Pacific halibut), 3026 nucleotides long. It is a transcript of the gene fyb1b, whose product is annotated as FYN binding protein b. NCBI's taxonomy places the organism in Eukaryota, Metazoa, Chordata, Actinopteri, Pleuronectiformes, Pleuronectidae. The record is from RefSeq and is a predicted model, not a curated record. The coding region runs from base 176 to 2488 and encodes 770 amino acids. Gene Ontology annotation, cellular component: plasma membrane. Gene Ontology annotation, molecular function: protein binding. Gene Ontology annotation, biological process: integrin-mediated signaling pathway; protein localization to plasma membrane; T cell receptor signaling pathway. The transcript is spliced from 19 exons.